AUGGAGCCAACUUACACGAUUGUUGACAACGGGGACACGCUCUUCGUACUUUGUGACCCCGAUCGACCGUUUGAAGAAGUGGACCACGAAGACCUAUGGUUCAACCAUUUGGAGCAGUAUAACGACAUCACCAACGAUAAAAGUCAUCUACGAAAUAAUGUUAAAGACUAUCGUUAUCGCUUACAAGAAUCUAGAGUCAACAUUCUACCAUCAGCACGGAAGAAUAUGGGCAGACAAGUGUCAUGGCGGGUUUCUUCAGAGAAGCUGAAAAGUGCGUCUGCAUACUUUCGAGGCCUUGCGACUCAAGACUGGAAUGAGGGCAACAUGUCCGACCAGGGCUGCAAAUAUACCAUUACCGUCGAAGGGUGGAGCGAAAGGGCGUUGCAUAAACUAAUACUUGGGAUUCAUGGCCAGGAUGCUCGUCUCAAUGAACUGCAAGUCAACCCCAAGCUCUGUGCUCAGCUGGCUGUCGUUGUCGAUGCCUACCAAUGCCACGACCUAUUUGAUCUACGCUUUCCGGUAGUGCCUGGGCGUUAUCCAUAUAAUGAGAACCUUUUAUUCUCGCUCUUUUCAUCUUGGGUAUUUCGAGACGAGGAAAACUUUAGAGUAUUUUCCAAAGCCAUCAUAAUGCAGGCGAGGGGCCGUAUUCAUACCUUGGGCAUGCCCAUUCGAGAGCCUAUUAUC
Trichoderma atroviride IMI 206040 is the source of this 684-nucleotide messenger RNA. RefSeq lists its product as uncharacterized. Lineage: Eukaryota; Fungi; Ascomycota; Sordariomycetes; Hypocreales; Hypocreaceae. The record is from RefSeq and is a predicted model, not a curated record.